Onychostoma macrolepis is the source of this 713-nucleotide messenger RNA. It is a transcript of the gene elof1, whose product is annotated as elongation factor 1. Gene Ontology annotation, molecular function: RNA polymerase II complex binding. The record is from RefSeq and is a predicted model, not a curated record. Bases 120 to 371 code for a protein of 83 amino acids. Gene Ontology annotation, biological process: transcription elongation by RNA polymerase II. NCBI's taxonomy places the organism in Eukaryota, Metazoa, Chordata, Actinopteri, Cypriniformes, Cyprinidae. The transcript has 4 exons. Gene Ontology annotation, cellular component: transcription elongation factor complex.
CGCUUUUAAACUGCAGGGACAUUUGACCGAGCGGAAGUAAAUCCUCUGUUUAUUCUUUGUAGGCUCUGUGUGCUGGGUUUCCUCGAGAGUCGCCUCACAUUAAUCGCAGUUUGCAAAAGAUGGGACGCAGAAAGUCAAAGAGAAAACCCCCUCCCAAGAAAAAGAUGACCGGAAACCUGGACACCCAGUUUACCUGCCCCUUCUGUAACCACGAGAAAUCAUGUGACGUUAAGAUGGAACGAAGUCGAAAUACGGGGAUAAUAUCCUGUACCGUGUGUCUAGAAGAAUUCCAGACACCAAUAACUUAUCUCUCAGAGCCGGUGGACGUGUACAGUGAUUGGAUAGAUGCUUGUGAAGCAGCCAAUCAGUAGUUUUGCUGGGUCAAAUGUCACAGACGACCAAAUACACUUAAAGACUUUUGUUUGUUUUAAACUCCUGUAUUGAUUCACUGUUCAGUCUUGUAUUGAAGCUGAAAGAAUGAUCUAAUAAAGCCACAGAUGGAGGUUCAGGCAACACUGAGAUGAUGAACUCAAAUUCAGCAUUUCCCUUUUGUUUAGUAUUACAGAAAUGCUGAGAAAAUGCAACGAAUUAAUUUCAAAAUAGCUGUUUUUUUUUCUGUUUUCAUUUGUUUCUAAUCUUUUAGUUUGUUUUGUUUAUUUUACAAUGUAGGUUUUUAUAAUACCAUGUAGUGUCAAUAAAACGUUUGCAUAUUC